Messenger RNA from Oryza sativa Japonica Group (Japanese rice), 1347 nucleotides. RefSeq lists its product as uncharacterized. The record is from RefSeq and is a predicted model, not a curated record. Lineage: Eukaryota; Viridiplantae; Streptophyta; Magnoliopsida; Poales; Poaceae.
UGUUUCUCAUCAGGCAUGCAUGCCAAUUUUAUUCUAUGUGCGCGCGAAAAUAAUUCACUUCCCUCGGUUUUUCCGCAGGAAAUUUUCAUUUCCCCCUAAUCCCGCUACACGAUGGCGAUUCUCCUAUAACCCCGCGAACUAGAUCUCGCUUCUCUCUCCAAAGAAGUGCUCGCUCCCAAGAUUUAGGAUCCUAACUGUCGUUUCCAAAUUAGUUUACUUGAGCUACCUAUUUCGUCGGACUUUCCAGACAGCCAUCUCCAAAAAAAAAUCACCACGCAGUUCUUUCGAUUCUACUUGGCGACGACAUCCAUGUGUUGAACCAUGUUCAUCUUCAACAACGGUGAUUCAAGGGAGAGCCGGUGUCAUAUUGCCUGAUGCAAGCAUCUUGUAGACCACAAUCACAGUUGGACCAAAUGUUAUAUGGGUAAGGGCACCUUUGGAUGCACAGGUUAUGUACGAAUGCACUGGACGCAAGGCACAUGGGAAGUUUGCAAUGGCGGAUGGUGCAAUUGAUAGCUCAGAAGUGCAAUUAUCCACAAAUGCUCAUCCUUCUCACACUUACACAGUUAGACCUAGCCAAAUAGAGGUUGAACUGCGUCAAGAGCUUGCUAAUUUCAAGCAUCAGCGACAAGAGGAUUGCCAAUCAAUACAAAAUGCUCUAUCUGAGUUCAAUAAUCAGACAAAGGAGUAUAUGAUUAAUGGAUCUGCAAGUACACCUCCACCUCAGAUCAAUUUGGCUGCAUUAUUUCCUAGCCAUUCAUCUCCAACUACUCAGCAGAAUACUACAAAUAAUAGCUCCAGAAAUGUGUUCAACCAAAUAGAUGGAAAUAAUAGUGGAAACUGCAGCCAACAAGAUGCUGGUUUGAGCAACAAUGAACAGGGUGACAUGGGAAACAACUCUGAAAAUGUGGUGUUACAACGCAUGGAUGGAAGCACAUUUGGUUAUUCUAGCCAACAAACUGCUCCUGCUACUAAUCAAGGCAACAGUAAGCGAGGGAGAGAUGGAGACUAUGUUGAUAGUGAAGAUGAUUAUGCUGAUGAUGGAAACUAUGAUGAUGCUGAUGAAACUCCUGAACCGUUCGUUGCUGCAGUUAUAGUUGAUUAUCCUUGUACAAAGUAGUGCUCACUGUUUUAUGUUGGUUAGGAACUUCAAUUUACUUAUCCUUAGUGCAAGACAAUUACUUUUAUUUAGGAACGAUGAUUUAUGUUUUUAUUGUGAAACCUAAUGUCAGUACAAUUUCUGAUUAUAUGUGAUAUUAUUAAUUAAGUCAUGAGAUCACUGGUUCAAGUUACCUUUGCAGUCUGUAAUAGUAUUGAAAAGUGUAGUGCUAUGAAAAUGGUUGGAAA